AUGGCUCAAGUCCAGCGUGCCCCAAAUGACCCACGGCCGGUAGACGAUCCCAGGAUCGAUCUUUCUGCACGAAUUCGCACCAAGUCGUACUAUCUCCCCAACCUCAGACCAUACUACAAUGACUGGCCUGAUGAGAUGAACCCACACUAUGCACAGCUGAAAGAAGCUAUUGAAGCUAGAAUCAAGAAGAUCUACUCUCCAAAGAUGGCAGCUGCCCUCAUUGAUAUUGAUUAUGCACUGUUGUCUUGCAUCUGGUGGCCUCGUUGCGAGUAUAAGAGGUUAGAAGUUGGCACCUUUUGGUCUCUCUGGUUGUUCACAUGGGACGACGAGAUCGACCAAUCUACCUCAGAACUCUUCAUCAACCUUGAAAAUGCCGAUAAAUUCAGGGAUGAGACUUACCACUUUGUCCGAUAUGUCCUUGGAGUCCCCAAUGAGGAGACGGACAAAUGGCAGUUCGACAAGAACCCCCCAACACUGCCUGUCAUCGCUAGCUUAGCAGAUAUUGGCGAGGAGGUGAAGAACUUUUACAACCACGACCAGAUUAUGUGCCUCGUGGAUGAGAUUUACUACUACAUGGACAACCAACAGCGCGAGCAGCGCCGUAAGCUCACGGGUGUCAUUCCAACGCCUGCUCAGUAUAUUGAGACUAGACUGGGAACAAGCGCAGUCCAAUUGAUGUUAGCCUUGAAUGAAUAUGUCGACAAUCAAUGCAUCCCUAGGUGGAUCAUGACUCACUCCAAGAUGGCUGACAUCUGGCGUGAGACUAACUUGAACAUGUCGCUGUCCAAUGAUAUGCUCUCUCUCCGAAAAGAGAUCAAGACUGGAGAUAUUGAUAGCAUGAUUCCCGUCUUGAUGUACAACCGUAACAUGACUGUUCAAGAGGCCAUUGCGGACACCUGUGUAGAACUCAAGAAAAAUAUUGAUCGGUAUGAUGUCGCAGCCGCAGAUCUUCUCGCAAUUGUCGCGGAAAGGGAAUCAGAGUGGGUCGAGGAGGUAGACAGCUACAUUGUUGGAUGCAGACAUAACAUGAUGGGCAACCUUCUGUGGAGUCUUACGACUACACGAUAUGGCCUGGGAAAGAUCGAGCGUGAUAUUCAUGGUGGCAUGACGGUCGUGGUGAAUCACGCUGCUUGA
This is a messenger RNA of Trichoderma virens Gv29-8, 1134 nucleotides long. RefSeq lists its product as uncharacterized. Lineage: Eukaryota; Fungi; Ascomycota; Sordariomycetes; Hypocreales; Hypocreaceae. The record is from RefSeq and is a predicted model, not a curated record. The coding region runs from base 1 to 1134 and encodes 377 amino acids. The transcript is spliced from 6 exons.